Molecule: messenger RNA, 3514 nt
Organism: Dalotia coriaria
Lineage: Eukaryota; Metazoa; Arthropoda; Insecta; Coleoptera; Staphylinidae
Gene: Ythdf
Product: YTH domain-containing family protein
Exons: 7
Coding region: 300-2426 (708 amino acids)
Biological process (GO): mRNA destabilization
Cellular component (GO): cytoplasm
Molecular function (GO): mRNA binding; N6-methyladenosine-containing RNA reader activity
Source: RefSeq, a predicted model, not a curated record
GCGUUGAGAGGAGUCAUCCGACGAAGAUCGCGGUUAGUGGACGCCAUUAUUGGACGUUUUAAUUUGACUUGGAAGUGUAUAAUAAGAAUUGUGUGAACUUAAUAAAGUUUUGGUGCAUCGAGCGGUGGCGGUGCGUGGUUGAGUGCGUUUCGGAUUGAAAUUGUGUGCAAUAACCGAAGUGCCGACGAGUGCGCCGAGUGUAAGUGUGGCGUGCGGUCCGGAACAAUUGUCGGUGCAUUUCCAAUCCCCCAUCUCACUUUCGGGACCGAACGAAAAUAGGAACGAAAACAGUGCAGUCAAUGUCAGCAGGCGUGUCAGAUCAGCGGAUGAAAGGUCAGGGAAACACAGUGUCCAAUGGCCCUAAAGAGCAGUUAGGAACGGCAGGAACGGGCGGCGACGGUGUGGUAGCAAGUGGUAGCGGAACGUCUGCAGAGCAAGAGUUCGAGACAUGGCGAUCGCAGCAGCAGCAACAGGCGAAUUCAGCCGCCGCGCACAACAAUCCAUAUGGCACAUCAGUGCCGAUCUCGACCGCCACGGACUUGUACAACAUGAGCACGGCAGGAUACUACGGCAGUGGCGGCACGUUUCCUUAUCAGGCGUACGGCGUCGGCGACGGCACAUGGUCCAAUGGCCAGGAUCCGAUGGCGUUCCUCAGCGGCGGCUAUCAUCACGACUCGUAUUCCAUCGACGGAAUGUUUGGCCCGUCAACGACAUACUCCACCCCGAAUCCAUUCGCUCAGCCUUCGUCGUUCAACUACUUCCACAGCAACGGCGACUACAACACCUGGGGCAGUCAGAUCGGCCAACAGCGCAAGUACGACGAGUACUAUCGGGAUCAACAGCCCAAUAUGUACACGCAAGCCAUGCCCGGAGACACGUUGAAAACGGUAGAGCAAGCCAUGCAAAAUUUAGAUUUGAAAAACUCCGAAUCUAAAGACCAAAAGAAAAUGACAUGGGCGAGCAUAGCAAGCCAGCCUGCAAAACCCCAACUGCCCAUGCCCAGUCAAGGGCUGAAGAAGAAGGGUCCCGGUAUGCCGCCUGGACCAAUUAUCCCGGGCAAGCACAAUAUGGAUAUUGGUACAUGGGACACCAACAAAAAUACACCACCGCAACAACCCCCACCACCACCGACGUUUGUCAACAACCCGCAGCCGCCUGUGCCGAAAUCGAUGGGAGCCGCUCCAGCAAUGCCGGUGCGUCCAGCAUGGAAUUGCCCACCGACCAAUCGCGGCCCCCCGUCGGCGCCCAGGCCUGGCCCCCACACCAUGCAAUCCUAUCAGCCAGCGAUCAUGCCGCCGCACAUGCAGCCACCGCCUCCGGUCAGCAUGCCGACUGCUGGAUCGCACGUGCAGAGCUUAAUGCAGCAAACGAGUAUGCAGCCGCCGUCGCUGCCUGCUUCGAUGGUUCAACACUCUCAUCAACAACAGUCGACGACUGUGGCGGCGGCAAAUGCCUCGCACCCGGUGCUCGAUGAGCUGCGCGGCAAGAACAACUACAAUCCGCCCGAAUUCGAUCUGAACGCGCCCAACGCGCGAUUCUUUGUUAUAAAGUCCUACUCGGAGGACGAUAUACAUCGUAGCAUUAAAUACGAGAUCUGGUGCAGCACGGAGCACGGUAACAAGCGGCUUGAUCAGGCAUAUCGCGAGCGCGAGCCAAACGGUGCAGUGUAUUUGUUCUUCUCGGUCAACGGUAGCGGACAUUUCUGCGGCAUGGCGCAGAUGGUGUCGCCGCUGGACUAUAAUUCGAACAGUUCAGUGUGGUCGCAAGACAAGUGGAAGGGACAGUUCAAAGUGCGCUGGGUGUAUGUGAAGGACGUGCCCAACGUGCAAUUGAGGUAUAUUCGAUUGGAGAACAAUGAGAAUAAGCCGGUCACCAAUUCCAGAGACACGCAGGAAGUGCCUCACGCUAAAGGAUUACAAGUGUUGCGGAUUAUUCAUACGUAUCGACAUUCGACGUCGAUCUUCGACGAUUUCAUCCACUACGAGAAGCGACAGGAAGAGGAAGAUACUCGGAAACAGCCGGACGGAUCGUGUGGUGGUGGUAAUAGUGCUGUGAAAAAUAAUAGUGGUGGCGGGCGAGGCGAUCAUGACGGGCGCGAUCCACGUGACCAUCACGGUCCUAAUCAUCGGGGCGACCAUCGCGGUGAUCGCGACAGAGACCGUGAACGAGGCAGCGAUCGCGAUCGUGAUCAAGGCGUCCGCGGCGAUAGGAGCGAACGCGGUCAUCAUCGUAAUCAUCACGACCACGAUCGACACAAUGACCAUCGACCGCACCACGGGCGCAAUCACGACAACCAUGACGGUCGCGGCGGCGACCGGGGUGGACCUGAUAGAGGAGAUCGGGAUCGCGAUAAUAGGUACCACGAUCGCGGACACCACAAGGAACGUGGAGAUAGAGGAGGACGAGGCGCAAGGAAUCGCAAUUAAAGUCAACUAAAAAUACAUAUAAAAUUGAGUGCGGUUAUACUUCGACACGGAUUUUAUGAACUACCUUUAAAAAAAACAGAACACUGGGACUGAAUUUACAAUCGAAACUAACACUGGACUUACAAAACAAGUUCCUUUCUAUAUGCGCCGCGUGCGAGCCGUACUCAAAAUGAUUCUAACUUGUCGGUGCGACGUUCAAACCAAUAACAAUAGCCACCAAGAGAAAACUAAAUUCGCGUAGUGCCCCCCUCAGUUCAAGUUCACUAAUCGGUUGUAAACAAAUGAAGGAAAACAAUGGAGAAACAAAAGACGUCAAACUGAAACGUUCGUCGUAUCUAAGCAUGAAAUACGGCCGCGUCCGCUAUUUAAUCUUACGAUAAGAUUACCUAAAUUGCGGGCAGGCGCGAAUAAGUAAAUAAUUACGAAUUAAUCAAAAUAGUUGAUUUAUUACAAUUACAUAUACACCAUAAAUACAUUAUAUGAGUUUACUGCGCGAUGGUUCAGAUGAUUUGCUGGAUUUUUUCCUCCAUGUUGUUAGUUUGUUAUAUUUCUUUGUUUUGAAGAUUUUCAAAUUAUACACGCAUAGGAAAAAGCAAGCUGAAAAUAUACGUUUAUAUGCUUUCGUUGGUGAUUUUUUCCGAAAGAUUUUUGUUUGUUCAACUUCUUAUAAUUUUGAUUGCGAAUGUCUUUCUAACAUGAGUAUCGUUUCGUGUGGGACUAAAAUCAUAUACAUAGUUACUAAAGUAAAAUGAUAUACAUACAAUACAUAUGAUGGAUAUAUGCCUAAUGAAUUAAAGAUUAAUAAAAUUAAAUGGGACUUCUACUUCAUUAUAAAUAUAUAUUACAAAAUUAAUAAAAAAAAAAACAACAAAUAUUAAGCUGUGGUUAUUAAACUUUUAUUGUCAUUGUCUACUGAUAUCAUUUAUUGAUACCGCUAUAAUAAUUAUGAAUAUUUAGAAAUUGAUAUGUUGCUAUUAAAUGGAUGUAGAGAAAGAAAUUGAGCAAAAAAUUAUGAAUUUGUUAUUACCUGUAUAAUUUACAUUGUAUUCAAGAAUUGGAUAAAUAAUAAGAAGAAAGAUGAAGUUUGA